AUGAGCAAGAAGUCCAAAAAAGUGCAACCAAAUAAUGGAUCCAGCACAAGGAAGGAUGAUCCUACACUAUUGCAUCAAGUCUGGGAUCUAAACAUAAAACAUAAACUGAAGCAUUUCUUGUGGAAAUGCCUUCAUAACAUCCUGCCCGCCAAUGAAGAAGUAUAUAGAAGAACUGGGAAAGGGGAUAAAUGGUGCAAAUGUUGUGGUGAAGAGGUAGAAACACUAGAGCACCUGUUAUUCUUGUGUAAAGCUAGAGAGGAGGCUUGGAAGACAUUCUGUAUUAAAUGGGAUAGUAUCCAAGAGAGCUCAUGGAAUUUUUGGAAGUGGUGGGAAGCGCUGCAGAGAGCUAGAAGGAAAACUAAUGGUAUCAGUCACAUAGAAGCCACAAUAAACUUUCUAUGGCAAGUGUGGAAAGCCAGGAAUACCUGGAACUUUAGCAAGGAAAGCAUCAAUGGUAACCUGAUCUCAGACAAAGCUCUAGAGGAAUGGCUCGAGUACAAACAGCUGUGGAACAUGGUGAAAAUGGAAAAAGGAAGUGAUGAUUCAGAAGUACAAAUGAAGGCCAUGACAAAAGAGCUUCAGAACCAACAUACCACCCUAAUGUUCACUGAUGCAGCAAUGGACAAAAAAAGAAGCAGAGGGGGAAUUGGCAUUGCAACAAGGACCAUAAUGGAAAACUUGUCAAAGCUUGGGCAAUCCCUAGUGGAAUGA
Coffea eugenioides is the source of this 711-nucleotide messenger RNA. RefSeq lists its product as uncharacterized. Lineage: Eukaryota; Viridiplantae; Streptophyta; Magnoliopsida; Gentianales; Rubiaceae. The transcript has a single exon. The coding region runs from base 1 to 711 and encodes 236 amino acids. The record is from RefSeq and is a predicted model, not a curated record.